Messenger RNA from Aspergillus uvarum CBS 121591, 1851 nucleotides. RefSeq names its product mitochondrial 37S ribosomal protein uS4m. Gene Ontology annotation, biological process: positive regulation of translational fidelity. The transcript is spliced from 3 exons. Gene Ontology annotation, molecular function: structural constituent of ribosome; rRNA binding. Bases 61 to 1530 code for a protein of 489 amino acids. The record is from RefSeq and is a predicted model, not a curated record. NCBI's taxonomy places the organism in Eukaryota, Fungi, Ascomycota, Eurotiomycetes, Eurotiales, Aspergillaceae. Gene Ontology annotation, cellular component: mitochondrial small ribosomal subunit.
GCAGAGUCGGAGCAGCAACAUACAGCACACCCUCCCCCUCCCACAAAGCUCGCCGCCAACAUGAGGAACAGGGCUACUACACCCUUGAAGCAACCGAAAAUCCGGCAAUCAUGGAGCAAAUAUAACCUGUACAACCUCAGUCGGCUGAAGGACAGCUACCGCCCCAACGCCACCUUCUUCCAGCAAAAAUGGAAGUCCAAGGCCGCCGCCCGUGCCUACCACGGCGAACAGGUCUCCGAAAAGCAAUGGUCACGCAUGUUCUCCCCCCGCUUGCGCAGCGUCGUGCCCAUGGCCCCCAGCAACCUGGCCAGAGAUGACGGUUCCGCCAUGUCGGCCGGCCGCGGUUCCGGUCUGACGAAGGCCCCCAAAUCGGAAGGGCAGCCUGGGUUUGGGGAGUUGGAUAAGGAGGUUACCGAGUCUAAGCAGACUGGGGGGUUUGGGGGGGAUAGAAAAACGCCUUACGUUCAAAUGACGUUCGCCCCGUUGGAGCGUCGGCUCGACACGGCUAUUUUCCGUGCCCUGUUCGCGAGCAGCGCCCGGCAGGCCCGGCAGUUUGUGGUGCACGGCGCCGUCAAGGUCAAUGGCAAGCCGAUGAGAUACCCCGGCUACCUGCUCAACCCCGGCGACAUGUUCCAGGUUGAACCCGAGCGCGUCAUGUAUGCCACCGGUGCGCCCAAAGACAAGGUGGAACGACGACAGACCCGAGUGGCCCGCAAGAAGGCGGCCGAGGAGGCCAAGAAGGCCGAGGAGGCUGCGGAGGAGGCAGCCGCGGAGGAGGCUACCAAGGAGGAGUCGGCGCCGGUUGAAGCCCCCCGCGAGACCCUCAAGGCGCUCAUGGCUCAGGCUAAGGCCAUCAUGAAUAGCAGCAAGGAUGUGCUCCCGGCCAAGCGCAAGCAGGAUCUGCGUGGAUUCCAGAAAGCCGUUCGUCGGGUAUUGUCGCGUUCUGGAAACAGCACGGUUCUGACUGCCAACCUCGAGGAGCAAUUCUCCGAGCUGACGACUCUGCUCAAGGCCAAGCGCGCCGAGAAGAAGCCCGUUAAGGCGAAGGAGACCGAAAAGAAGGAGGGUGGGGAGGAGAAGCAGAAGGCAGAAAAGACGGAGAUGGAGGCAAAGACUGAGGAGUCUGCUACCGAGAAAUCCGAGUCCAAGGAUGCUACACCGAAGGCGGGCGAGAACGGCCCCAUCACUACCAAGCUGUCUGAGGCGUUCCGUCAGGCCAUCCAGAACCCGGAGAAAGAUGUAGACACAUCGGAACUCUCGGACGACGAGUUCGAAGUGCUGCGCCGGGCGCUCAUCCAGAUGCGCGACAACCCGGUCGAUAGCACCAAGCCCUAUGCCACCCCUUGGAGGCCGCGUGACUACAUGAGUGCGUUCGCCACGAUCCCCCGUUACUUGGAGGUCAAUCACAACAUCUGCGCUGCUGUGUAUUUGCGGCACCCCGUGGCUCGUCCUGGCUUCGGUGAGGUGCCGACGCCAUUCGGCGAGAAAAUCACCACCCCGGCGUUUGUGUGGUACUUGAGACGGCGGUAGGUGCAUUUCACGUGGGUUCUAAUUCAAUCAUCUGUAUUUUCUCUUCUCUCUUCUCUGUUUCUCCGUUCUGCGGGCCUGUUCCACAGUCUUCAUGUAUUACUGGGUGUCUGAUUAUUCGAUGUGUUGGUUUGGUCCUUUUUCUUGGUGUACCUGCAUCUUGGGUGCUUAUCUACAGUGUAUUCCUUUUUCUUUUUCUUUUUUAUGAUUUGUUGUUUCCCCUCGAUCACCAGGGGGAGAGGGCAAAAGUCAAUGACGUAGCCAGGGUAUUCGAAGCGAGAGGAUCCCACUGUACUGUACAUCAUCAAUACGAAUAUACUCUUG